AUGGGUUGCUAUUGCGUGCUGAGGCAAAAAAAAUCGUCUUAUCUUAAAAUCAUCAGACGUUUAUCCUACAAAGCGUUAUUUGGUGUCGUUUUUCCAGUUGGUCUUUACUCUUCUGAGUUACCUACGGAGACUGUUAAUAUAAGAAUUGAAGAGGAUCCGGAAAAUAUAUUGAUUAAUAAUUACUCUAAUAGCCUCCAUCAAAAUUCAAAUGAUGUUUCGAAAUUGAUUAACAGUACAAGUACUUCACAAGACUCAGAAGCAACAGAAAUAUUUAACAUUGAAGACAUUCAAAUCGUACCUGAAGACAGUGAAGUUCCGCAAGCAAUGGCAAAGUAUUCCAAAUUUAAUAUACAAGACUUUAAAAAGUGUACCUGA
Molecule: messenger RNA, 375 nt
Organism: Psylliodes chrysocephalus
Lineage: Eukaryota; Metazoa; Arthropoda; Insecta; Coleoptera; Chrysomelidae
Source: the annotation of a GenBank genome assembly